Owenia fusiformis is the source of this 1570-nucleotide messenger RNA. The record is from the annotation of a GenBank genome assembly. Lineage: Eukaryota; Metazoa; Annelida; Polychaeta; Sabellida; Oweniidae.
CUGAGAAUGAAUUUUUUCGCCAUAUUCAUCAUAUUAAUUAGCUCUUCCGUUAGUAUGUACAUAUUCUUCUACAAUAGAGGAAAUUUAACUAUUAAGAAAGAUUUAAGACAACCGGGACUGGAGAGUGAUCCUGAUUCAGUGGAUUUGAAAAAUCUUAAGAUACAAUACAUUCCAACGGAGGAAACAUUAAUUUGGACAAAACCGACGACAUGUGACAGAGAAUCGGGAUAUCAUACUUGCGUCGAUUGCUUUAAUGGUAAAUCCUAUGUAUCAGGAUAUAAGGUAAUACAAUCUUAUCCUGGAGUCAACUGUUCCCAUAGUACCUGCCACAAGAUAAACCCAGGAAGACAACCUGUUAAAUACCGGCAACAGAAAUACAUCAGGCCUCUGUCACCGAUUGAAGACAUGGUUACACUUGCGGUUAAAACUUCUAAACGAUUAGAUCUCGUCAAGCGGUUAUUACUCAGUGUAUGGGAUUUUUAUCCUAAGAUGAAAUGUAUUGUCAUCGAUGACUAUAACGAGGAUUUUGCACAGAACCCUGACCUUCAACACUUCUUCAACAAUUCAACAAAUGUGAUAUACCAUCAGGCACACAAUGAUGCAGGUAUUAGUUAUGGUAGGAACCUUGCAUUAAAUUUUGUAAAAACAAAAUAUGUGUUCCUCACUGAUGAUGAUAUGGUCUUUAGUAGUAAGACAAACAUUACUAAACUUGUUGACUUGUUAGAGCAUACUGAUUUAACAAUCGCUGGUGCGACAUGCAAACCCAAUCACCCCUUUGAAGGUGUAUUUAUGGUUCGUCCAACAUAUCCAAAUGCACAAAAUACAUCAACAAUGGCUUCUUAUGAAACUGUGGACCUACUGCAAUAUCCAUCUAUGUAUUUUGAAAGAUUACAGUGUUAUGGCCAAUGUUACGUCACAGAUAUUAUACUGAACGCAUUUCUUGCUCCCUUAGAGCAGCUGUUAAAGAUGGGGGGUUGGGACGCAAGUAUAAAAACACAAGAACAUAUGGAUUUCUUUUUGACAGUACGCAAAUUUGGAUUAAAAGUUGCCGAUUGUUUCGACGUCGAGGUACUUCACAGGUCACCAGCAAACAAUCCCCUUCGCAUGAAGAGGAUGAAGAAUUCAAAUAUUUAUUUCAAACUCAUCAAACAGAAAUGGAAUUUUUCAAAAUGGUUCUUGUGUAAUCCGAAAAGCGGUUUUUCCAGCCAUCAGAAGAUGAAAUUUCCAGACGAUUGGAUUUGCAGUACAUAUUUAAAUUUUGACAAAUUGUGAUUCACAAAGACUUCGAGAAAAAACAAUCAAAUUCAUGUCGAACAAACGUUUCAAAAUAAAUGGAAAAGUAGCUUAGGCCAAGUAUUCUGGGACAUAUCAAUAUGCACUUUAGCAUGCUCUUCUAGGUGGUGGUAGAUUUAAUUUGAGUAGUGUAGCAUAACUCAAUGGUGUGACAUAAAGUGGGUGGUGUUACAUAAAGUUAAUUUAUUCUAUUGUCGUAGUCUGGUAUCAUAUACGAUUUUGUCAGUUACUUCAAAAAGAAUUAAAAGAUUUACAAUCGAAGUAUUGCAAAACUAAA